Molecule: messenger RNA, 2148 nt
Organism: Colias croceus (clouded yellow)
Lineage: Eukaryota; Metazoa; Arthropoda; Insecta; Lepidoptera; Pieridae
Gene: Grip71
Exons: 3
Coding region: 148-1761 (537 amino acids)
Biological process (GO): mitotic cell cycle; microtubule nucleation
Cellular component (GO): centriole; spindle pole; ciliary basal body
Molecular function (GO): gamma-tubulin binding
Source: RefSeq, a predicted model, not a curated record
GAACUGUCAAAAUUAAACGUUUCUUCAAUGUCGUCGUUUAUAAAAUGAAAUAAACAUUUAAAAUUACAAAUAAAUCGUUACCUUUAGCUCAUAAUACUUAAGGAAAUACAUCAAAUAUAUCCAUGAUCUAAUAAGAAUAAGAAAAAAAUGUAUUUAUCGUCAGCGAGUUCGCAACUUUUGCUUUACGAUGCAAACAGUUAUGAUUUAAAAAAGUCCUACAAAUGUUACGACGGUGUUCUACGAGAUGUUUCUUGGAGUGACGAUAGUAAAUAUUUAUUACAGAUAAACUCCAAAGGCCUUGUAGAAGUACUCACUCCAGCUGAGCAUGAAGUCCGUAGCUUACAACACAUACCAGUCAAAGAUUCUUGGUCAGCAAGUUUCCACAGAGAUGGUCACCGAAAUGUUGCUAUUGGUACAAAGAAUGGUGAAGUCAUGAUAUGGGAUACAAAAAAUAAAGGAGUUACGAAAGCAUUCCCUACACCACCCACUCCAUCUUGUGUUAAUAUAAUAAGCUACAACUCUAAAAAUACAAGUCUAGCUGCAUCAAUGCAAAAUGGAGAUACAGUUAUUUACGGCCUUGUCUCCAAUAUACCAGUUUGUACUGUUAAACUGAAUUGCUCUAAAAGUAUUUCUGCAAUGAAGUUCCAUCAUGAGUCAAGAUCAUCCUUAGGAUUGGCUACAGAUGAAGGUCAUGUAAUAUUAAGAGAUAUAACUACAAAUAAGGAUAAAGCACUCUUUGAGAACAUACACGCAUCCCCCGUCAGUGAUUUAACAUUUUCCCUCAUCAAUAGGGAUGUUAUGCUGUCAUCUGGUUAUGACAAAGUAAUGCAUGUCUAUGAUACAAGACUACAAAAUGUAGUGUCUACAAUAAAAACCUCAUAUGCACUAACAUCGCUGGCGAUCAAUACAGAAAAUCAUGUUGCACUUGGAACGAAAAAUGGCUAUGUUAUUAUCUAUGAUUUGAGAGAUCUGACCAUGCCAUUUAAAAUAUUAAAAGGUCAUGAAGAAGAAGUGAGAAAAGUGGCUUUCCAACCGCAUAGAAAGAAAACGUUAUCAACAGAAUUGAGUAUUAAUGAAAGAGUUGAAUGCAAUAGUCCUAUGAAGGUUCAGUCACCUGUUCGGAGUAGGAACUCAGAUUUGUUUUAUGUUAACAACACACCUCCUAAAGUCAGUUGUGAUGUCCCAGAAAGUGAGGUAAGGAGAUCUACAAGUGACAAUAAAGCUGAUUCCUUCCUUGUUAUGAUGGGUUUAGAUGAGAAAUCAAAUGUAGAUUUUGAAGACGAAUUCAACAAAUCUCCCGAACACUUCAGAAAGAGUGAUAAAAUUGAGUUGAGGUAUCGCCAACUAGAUGCUGAGAAGAAUAUAAACAAAGCUUCCACACCAUUGAGCAGUCGAGGUGUUGAUAAUAUUAUUUUUCCAUCUCCCUUGGUCCUCAUCAAUGGAGUACCAGAUGAUGGACGAACCUCAAAUACUAACAUAAGGCAAGCAAACUUACAACCCGUAGGUAUAGAUAAUAAGACUGUUGAAGAGCUAAAGGAUUUCAUUAAACUAUCAUUAUCAUAUGUUGCUGACGAUGUUAGAAGUUCUUACCUAAGCACCAUGAUGGAACUAACAAAGCAAAAGCUGUAUCUUGAAAAGCAGUUGGCCAAUAUGAGCAAUCAAAUAGAUACAUUAGUUCAAAACCAAAAUGCACUAAUUGAAGCUAACAGAAAGCUAGUUCUACAGGUAGAUCAGUUGAAAUCUUAUCAAAACUCAUUUUAAGUUUUAUGUAACAAAAUCGAAUUUACAAAUAUUACAAAAUUUUUAAAUUUAGACUAAAAUGUUCAUAAGAAUCUCUUAAGUAUUUUUUAAUGAAUUGUAUCUAAUGAAUUGCCAGUAAAUUAUUGCCCCAAAUAAUGAUAGUAUUUAUAGUUGAAUGCACAUCAAUUAUUAUACCUAGAAAAAACCAGAUCCAUCAAAAAAAUGUUAUUUUAUGAUAAUUGGGUAAUGGUUACAUUAUGUGUGAAUUUUAUUAAGUGUUUUUUUCAAUAUUAUUUUGUAUUUUAAUUUGUGCCAUUUUAAAAGUGAUAUAAUUAAGUACUAGAAUGUUAUCUGCAAGCUGUGAAAUUGCAUUUGUAUUAUUACUAAUAAAAAUAUGAUAGCAUGUUA